AUGCAGUGUAUCCAACCGGACGAGGCGUGUACGUCUGUCAACGGAGAGAUCAUCCUAGCCAUGAUGAUGAACACCAAGACUUCUACCAAGACCCUAGUGGUGGUGGAAGAACGUGACACAGAGGAGGAGGAACCAGGUGAGUGGACUAAUAACGCUAACGUACUGUACAGUCCUCAUAACCAAUGUAAUCUCUAUGAUGAACCAGCUUAUCCAAAAUAUAUGAGGAAGAUGGCAUAUACGAACUACUUCAAAGUACUCAUUCCAUCUUUCCCUCCUUCCCUUCUUCCCUCCCUCCCUAUACAUCAGAGACAGCCUAAUCUUACUGUAGUCUCGCGAGACAUACUGGAAGUCUUGUGCUGGCUGGCUAACAUUUAUAUAAAUGUCUGUGGAGAGAGACUAGUCUAACUGAGACAUACUGUAUGCGCAGCCUGCUGAACUAAGACACAUGUAGAGAGCUGAACCAGUUGGCCAGAGGAGACAGAACUGUGUUGAAGGUCAUUGAAGAAGGACAGGAAGACAGAGAGAGUAAAUCAGAGAACAGUCUGGGUGGCAGGAAGGACGUCCCAGAGAAAACCAACCUCAGUUCUGCAGAAGGAGAGGAGUCACAUUGCAGAGCACAUCUCAUCCUUCCUCCAUCCCCCUGCCUCCCUGCAUCUGGAGUUUAUUAGCUUGUGGUGGGAGUGUGUGUGUGUGUGUGUGCAUGUGUGUGUGUGUGUGCAUGGGCGUGUGUGUGUGUGUGUGUGUGUGUGUGUGUGUGUGUGUGUGUGUGUGUGUGUGUGUGUGUGUGUGUGUGUGUGUGUGUGUGUGUGUGUGUGUGUGUGUGUGUGUGUGUGUGUGUGUGUGUGUGUGUGUGUGUGUGUGUGUGUGUGUGUGUGUGUGUGUGUGUGUGUGUGUGUGUGUGUGUGUGUGUGAGAGAGAGAGGUUGAUUGGAGCAUUGGAGCAUAGCUGGGGUAUGGGUGGCUUGCUGCUAGCGCUGAGGCCCCAGCCCAGUUCUACCACAGUUCUACCAAGCAGUACUGUGCGAAAGGAGUGGAAAAAGACGAGUCAUCCACAUCCAUCCUGCAUGGAGCUCCAGUUGUUUUCACUUAGAACCUUCUCUGUGGCCUCCCCUUCCCAGUAAAGAAAGGAGGGAGAAGUGGUCUUCUCGCUAGGUUUGGGAGAGUAUCCAGAGCUUGAGGCCCCCUCAUCGCUGCAUUAGCAAAUCGCACAUUCACUCACUCAGUCAGUCAGUUGUUCUCCUCUCUGGGGCUCAGAGGGCUGGGAGUGUGUGUGUGUGUGUGUGUGUGUGUGUGAUCAGAGAGAGGGUGGGGCAGACUGGGGAGGCCCCGGGACCACGGAGGCCCGGGGGUGUCCUACAUCACAUUAUACUCAUUAUGAUCUAGAUGGGACUGUUUUCACUGCCAGGGCUUUUCCAAUCAGCAUCCCCCUAUGGGGUGAUUACAUCAACAAGUGGACUGUGGUCAGUGGGUGGGAAGAGUAAACCCCUAUUGACUCACAAGUUGCGUCCCAAAUGGCACCAUAUUCCCUAUGGGCCCUGGUAAAAGUAGUGCACUAUAAAGGGAAUAGGCUGCCAUUUAGGACGCAAUACUUGUCUUACAUGUCUAAUCAUACUAUGUUAAUCACUAAGGGCUGGCAUUGUGCCCAGAGCAAAUGAAGCAUGGCAAACAGUAAUGGGGACCUGGGGAGUGUUUACUACACUUGAUUUGGCCUGUGUUAAUAAAUGAGCACCAUGCCACUGCAGGGCCUAAACAUUGGGUACAGACUCAGGCUGCAUCAGAAUCGGCACCCUAUUCCCUAUAUAGUGCACUACUUUUUACCAGAGUCCUAAGGGAAUAGGGUGCCACUUGAUUUGACUGUGAGCACCACUCCUCUGCGGGUCUGAAUAUUGGGCUCAGCCUGAGAUGUUGUAAUCAAGGGAUAUGUCUUUCAUUGAUGAUGUUUGGAAAUAAAGAACCUCAACAACCUCAGCUGCUUUUAGCUAUUGGUGAUCAGAGACCCAGAAGGAUGGAGUAAUCACCCAAGUGGGCUGUGAGUAUACAGUAUAUGCCAAACCUAGCCUACUGUAACCAAGCCAACCCUGGCAGUGGGCAGUGGUGUGUUGUGUUCCUGCCAAUACCAGUACGUAUUCCAGGCAGGGCUGUGGAUUCAUUUCCCGUGGCAAAGGGAGAUUAAGUAAGCACAGAUACGCCAUAAACCCUAAUGAAAAAUAUUGCUUGGCUCAGAUACCAUGCUUUUAAUACAAAGGCAUCUCUUAUGCUGAGAUGGCAAAGACAACAAGCAGUCAUUUCAAGCAACCUGAGUCCUGUACUGGACAGUAUCCCAACGAGUUCAGCUUGAUCUCCAAAUCAAAGAGGGUCGUUUGUAGGCAGUUUGGUGCACGGAAAAACAUAACAGCCUCAAAGCUCAACCAUCAAAGUUAGAUGUACUGCCUCACAAGAUAAAUAAAUUGUCACCCUUUUUGCUGAACUGUGAACUGUAAGGAAAACUCAACAGAAGGGACAGUAGUAAUGUUGAGUACUGGUAAGAUCGUUCAGCUAUCAAAAGCAGUCUCUGCACACUUGAAGCUUAGCAGGUUCAGUGCUAAGCUUCAGAUGCAAGUUAUAAUGUGCUAAGCUUUCAGUCAACAACCAACUUCGUCAGAGCACCGCCAUUUUGUAUCCCUAUGCUUUUCUUUUGAAGUGGACUUGUUUACAGUACAGUAAUUAUACAACACAUAAAACUUUCUAACUGAAUUCCUGUUAGCUGACUGACUGCCUGUAAGUUGUGCAACCAAGUCAACUGGCGUAUGGUUUAUCUGAGUACAGGCCUCAGAUGUCAAGGAUCUCACAUGGACUCCAUUAGUCAUUUCUACACACUUUGGGGAUGUGGGUUAGAGGUCAAGGGUCAGAGGUUAAGAGAAACAAGGCACCAUGCCACUAAAGGAGUGUUCUUCUGUUCUAUUAUGUGAACAGCAAAUUCUGGGCAAACAAAUUACGUUGACUCUAUUGAGGUGCUAUCGGUUCAAGGUCAACUGUGCCUAGAGCAUACGGAGAUGAGAACAUCGCCUUGCCUUGCCUUUAGUGUACUCUCUCUCUUUCUCUCUCCCUCCCUCUCACACACGUAGCACAGCUGAGAUCUUUGUGAAAUCUGAAUAAGUACGAAGAACAAAGCUUUGCUUCUUACAUGGAGAAUGGUUGGACCUUAGGGUCUCUUUCAUACUGUUGGCAGAUGUGCUAGUUGGAAAGUUGGUCUGGGAGGAAGACCCAGGGAUAGCUGACUCAACCAUCUUUGUUAGAGCACAUGGGCAGGCGAGGCUAGGUGGGAACAGGGCAGGGACCCUUACACAAAACCUCAGAGCUGUGACCCAUACUCAGAACCUCAGCCGGCCCAAAACCCCAACAGCAACCCAGAGGUGAGGCUUCCCAAUCAUAGUCUGACCAGGCUUGGAAAGUUAUUCUGCUACAGUCUUUUCAUACUUCAUAAACUACAACUGUACUGUAAAACUAAUUUCCACAGUGUCCUAGUUUUGUUGGCCUCAUCUUGUCUUCGGCUCCUCUAUCCUCUCCUCUGACCUGGAACUCGUUGGGCGUCUCUGAUUGUUGACGGGUCAGCUUUUCAUUCUCUUUAUAACGAGCCAAAGGAACAGAUAAGACUGGAGAGGUGGAGCAGUGGGAGGGAGGGAUGAUGGGAGGGUGGGAUGAUGGAGGGGAGGGAUUGAGAGAUGGAGCGGGACAGUCACUGAGUGGUCUGGAGGGGAGGGAUUGAGAGAUGGAGCGGGACAGUCACUGAGUGGUCUGGAGGGGAGGGAUUGAGAGAUGGAGCGGGACAGUCACUGAGUGGUCUGGAGGGGAGGGAUUGAGAGAUGGAGCGGGACAGUCACUGAGUGGUCUGGAGGGGAGGGACUGAGAGAUGGAGUGGGACAGUCACUGAGUGGUCUGGAGGGGAGGGAUUGAGAGAUGGAGCGAGACGGUCACUGAGUGGUCUGGAGGGGAGGGAUUGAGAGAUGGAGCGGGACAGUCACUGAGUGGUCUGGAGGGGAGGGAUUGAGAGAUGGAGCGGGACAGUCACUGAGUGGUCUGGAGGGGAGAGAUUGAGAGAUGGAGCGGGACAGUCACUGAGUGGUCUGGAGGGGAGGGAUUGAGAGAUGGAGCGGGUCAGUCACUGAGUGGUCUGGAGGGGAGGGAUUGAGAGAUGGAGCGGGACAGUCACUGAGUGGUCUGGAGGGGAGGGAGGGAUGAAGGGAGGGGGGUCUGUCAUGUUACCGCCGUCCCAUGUGAAAUCCAACUAUCCUCUGAUGGUUCUGUCAUUGUCCGUCAUGAGGGAAUGAAAACCCAAAGGUGUUCUUUCCCGGAAUAUCUUGGAUCCGGAACAAAUCUGGUCUUGAAUUCGCCUCUACACAACUAGCACCAUUGUAUGGUUUGUUCAGAAGUAAUUAGAAGCUAAUUAGGUUUUUAAAAGCUGCCCAGAUUACCUCAAAUGAAGGAAUAAGCAGAAAUGUCAACAGGUUCAUCUCGGCACUCUGUUCCCUUUGUAGUGCACUACUUUUGACCAGGGCACAUAGGGGGCCAUUUUCAAGACCUGGUUAUCCCAAGGGAGUUGGGUUCAUAAGUGCUGUCAUUUUACAUCACAGCAAAUGUUCUUGACGCUUCAACACAUAGUUGUAAUGUGGUGUUUUCAUGCAUCUACAAAUGUAAUGUUGUUCAAUUGUUGUUCUAUGUUAACACCAGUCUGUGUUUUAUGUUUCAGUUCAUCCCACCCUCACGGCAUCACAAUACCCUGCUGACCCACUAGGGGAAAGUAAGUCAAUCAUUGACUAGGAGAUUCUUAACCAAUGGUUUUUAUAUCUCAGGAUCUUAGACCACUUUGACAUAAUAAUUGUUGACCAGAUUGAGUAUGUCAUUUGCAUAUAAGUUGUUUUCAUGAUGUCAUGUCCAGAGAAAAAUACAUGCUGUCGCUACCUCGCCUUCAAACCAAGGUGCUGUCAUGUUGUCAAGUCAUUGAAUAACAAUCUGCAUCGUUCUCUCUCUCAGCCAUCUUGUAUGUGUUGGACACUCCAACCGUGGUUGGGAUCGCCUUCGCUGCAUUUGUGAUCGGUGCCCUGUUGACCGGAGCCAUGUGGUUCAUCUACUCUCAUACAGGUACGUCUCUCUGACCUGUCCCUUUACCUGAGACACAGGGAAGUCUCAUACAGUCACAUCCACACUGGUAUACAACUUAGAAAGUAUGCUCAAUACAUUGCUUCAUUCCAAGUGGUAUGAUAGUAUGGACAUUGGAACAUUCACUAGUGGUAUGCUUGUUUGGAACAUAGACACUCAUUGGAAUUUAUACAUCUGUGUACUGUCCCUUUACCUGCUGUUACAUGAGGUCCUACCUUUUGGACCUCAUGUAAGACUGAAGGUUUCACCUUGAUGGUAACCUCUCUGCACUGAUAAGCGCUUCUAAAGAAUGUCUGAACUACACAGUGCCAGAAUGCUGUUUUAUAAUCAGAAAACAUCCCAUCGCUGACAGAGGCGAGUUAACAAUAACCAGGGCCGUUGCUACAUAUGAGUACAACGAGGUCCAAUCCUCGGCAAAUUCUUCAAAUAGAUGUCAAAAUGUGUAUAAUUGCAGGAAAUUAGCUGUAAACUGCAAUCACCAAAAAAGUUAUGUUAAGCUAACGUAUUUGUUUAACUUUUGUUAAUAACAUACUUUUUCUGCUAACAGAUCCCUUUGUACAGAUUAAAUUAUAGUUUUUAAUCCCGGUGCUGAGUUAAUGUGAGUUAAUGUGUAGCGGCUAAUUGUAUAGCUAAUAGGCUAUGUGUUUGUAGAUCAACUGAGGUGAAUGAACCUACAGCAACCAAUGUGAUAAUGGCUAAGGUAAUUUUUGCUUGUUUUUGCUGUUCUCCAAAUAGCAUUUUAGAGUUUUUAAAUUGUAUAGAAAUACAGUAAAUGAGCUUUAACUUUCUUAAAAUGUCUUGGAUCCCCCAACCCCCCUCCGGACUAAAACUCAGACCCUGGCUACAGCCCUGGCAAUAACAUAUGUGACUAGUUUCAGGAAACUAGGCGUAUGUCGCGGGUCACUACUUCCCAGGAGAGCCAUUUGAACGUAUACUUUUUUUAAAAAUCAAAAUGCGUUUUUUGGCAGAAAUGCGUUCUGGAACAUGUGAACUUUCAUAUGCCUUAAUAACAAACUUGUAUGCCAUCUGUAAAUACGAAUAACAUUGUUAAAUUACGAGCCUAGUUGGUUAAGCCACAGAAAAAGACAGCAACCUUCCCAUUAGCCAUGAUUGGCUGAGAUAAUGAGUGGGCUGGACAUGCCGAGAGAGGAGUUCGGAGUGGUCUGCCAUAUAGCAUGCAUCUGUCUAUUUGAGCUGGUCAGUAUGUGUAGGUAAUACUGUCUAACGCGGCUUUUUAAAAAAUGUAUAGUGUAGUGGAGCUGCAUAAGUGUUGCUCUCCACCCACUUUCUGGAGGAUCGAGUUUUGAAAUCAGUGGAAUUAGAGAAUGAUAGCUAAUGAGAUGGAGAAAACACCUGUCUCCGGAUUACAUCUUUACAUUCACAUCAUUUAGCAGACGCUCUUAUCCAGAGCGACUUACAAAUUGGUGCAUUCAACUUAUGAUAGCCAGUGGGACAACCACCUUUUUUUAUGUGGGGUGGGGGAAGAAGGAUUACUUUAUACUAUUCCAGGUAUUCCUUAAAGAGGUAGGGUUUCAAGUGUCGGCAAAAAGCGUAAUUAAAUUGUUGCCAGCAGCACAGUUACAGUCACCAAUUUUCUGGAUAACAUGAAAACAGCCUAACAGCCAGAGGUAAACAAUGAACCAUAAUCCCAAUUUUGUGUCUGGAAGUAGCUAGCAAGUUAGCCAAUGUUAGCCAGUUAGCUUGGGUGCUUGACUGCCAUUGUGAGGUCAGAACGCUCGGAUCAACCCUACUCAUCGGCCAGAGCGUCAAGUGUGCGCUCUGAACGCUCCGAGAGCGAAACGAGAUGGGUGGGGCUAAAGCUUAAGAGGGUGUGAACGAUGCUGAAUGGGUGUAGACAAAGAAGAGCUCUUCAGUAGGUACCAAAACAUUCAAAGGCCAUUUUCUCAAAAGUGAGAUUACAAGUUUAUCAACUUUCAAAGCAGAAUUACUUUCCCAUUGUUCCCUUAAAUGCAGUGUAUGAUAUACCAUUUUGUAGCUCUGUGUCUCUGCUUUUAUCCAAUGUAAAAAACACAAUUUCUAAUGUUGCUACAUAAGACCGAAUCAAGGCGGUCGGUCACAUAUUGACUCCUCUAUUGUAAAUAUAUCCUGUUUGUCAGCUUAAGCGACUCUUCUCUUUCCUGCCUUUGAAUGGGUCUCGGGUCCUGCGGGGUGGUCGUAUUCGCGGACACAAUGGCCUCAGCUCGGACAUAGAGAGGGGGCUGGCUGGAAUUCCCCCUGUCCAUUUUUUGUGGGGCGCUCGCCAUUUGGCUCACAGGAAGAGAGACACAAUCUGUCCAUUAGACGCCAAGUCAAGACUUUCCACACCAGCAUCCCCAGACUGGUGAACCCUGACCCCUGAACUCUAUGAGGAAGGACCUCUAACAGCACAUACUGUAGAACAGAACAGGCCUGUCUGUGUUCUGCCUGGCUACCAUGCUGUUGAGUUGAUCUCCUCUCAUCGAUCCUUCAUGUGUCCUCAGAGAAAACCAUGAAAUCAUUAAUAAACAAGAUCAGGGUAUUCUAGGUGAGAUCAUUGCCCUAAGGUUUAGAUGACCACAGCACAUAGAGCACCAAAGGCCUGUCUGUGUUCUGCCUGUUUGGCCACUGAAAUACGGACAUCUCAGAAAAGUGCAGCAAACUCCACUGAUGUGCAUUUCAGUUAAUCAGUCCCAAUUCAAAAACAUGAUUUUUUUACUUUUAUCUUUAUCCCUCUGUUUAUACUGGGACCUCUUUAAAACGUCCUUCAUAAGACUUUUAUGAGUUUCCUAGAGAGACCCGCCAUUAUAAACCCAAGCCUUUAUAUUCCCCUAUGGCCCAAAAUAUUGUUGAGGUCAAGAGUUGAACUUCUUUAGGGAAACAGGUGUAAGGAAUGUAGUUAUGAAAAGAUUAGGAGAGUUAAGCCCUUUUAGAAGUUGUGAUAAAAAACACUGCAGGAAUGUGAUUCUAAUAUUGAUGUUAUAGCUAGUGGUUCCUCUGUUGGAGCAUAACAGGCAGAGAGACCUACGCUUGUGUCCCAAAUGGCACCCUAUUCCCUAUAUAGUGCACUACUUUUGAUGAGGCCCUUAGGGCUCUGAUCAAAAGUAGUGCACUAUAUAGGGAAUAUGGUACUAUUUGGGACGCAUCCCUAUUCUAUUCUGAUGUAGUCUUGGAAACUAUUGACUUGUAACACCAAAAUAUCCCUACAUGGAAACAUUGGCAAGAAUACCCAAAGAAUUUAUAUUUUCUCAAAAACAACUUAAAAUAUCCGCAGCUGAAUCAUUUUAAAACCAGUGAAUGAUGAAACAUGUAAAAUGUACCCUCACUUAUUCCCUCAGGAGGCGAAGGACAAUGUUAGAGGUUUGUUCACAUUAAAAGCCAAAACCACAAUAUUUUUUCUUUUCUACACUGUCUCACCCACUCACAAAACAAGCCCAUAAAGUUUUCUCCUUCGUCUGUGUGGACCCUAUUUGGCCAAAUCCUAAAAAGAAACUCCAAGAUGGCUGAAGCAUCCACUUGAUGGCUCAAAACUGAACCUUUCAACAGACUAGGCAUGAGUACACAUUCUAAUCAGGUACCAGUGUGUGGUUUCCCCUAUCAGACUAGGCUCUGCAGAUAGGACAGCUAGCUCACACUUUGAUAUUCCCCAUGACUGGUAUAGAAGGUCACACGUAGAACCAGGGAGGGUACUCUCAAGUAUUCUUUAUCAUUACCUUGUGUUUGCAGCCACAGGGAAGUUACAUUUAUUUAAUAAAAAAUAAAAUAAAGAAAUUUGAAUGUAACCUGAAACAGAUAUGAGGAAUUUAUUUAUUAAAGCAAUGUCUUCAGUCCAGUAGUGUAUCCUGUGUAUACAGGACGUGAUAAGUACUAUCCCUAGUAUCGCUCUAUUUUAGAAUAUGCCACAUUAGGAAUGUGGACUGCGUCCCGAAUGGCACACUAUUCCCUAUAUAGUGCAAUACUUUUGACCAGAGCUCUAUGGGCCCCGGUGAAAAGUAGUGCACUAAAUAGGGAAUAGGGUGCCAUUUUAGGACACAGAUAUGGAGGAAGGAUGAUGUUAUAGAAGAGGGGCUGUGAUCUGUCUGCCUGCGUUGUGAUAGCUCACGCCAGGGGUUAAGGGGGUUGCCACUGGAGACAAGGAGUGGGAGUUACCCGGGCACCGAACAGAACGUGUGAAGGAACAGGGUCAAUAGACUGUUGCUUCACUUCAAUGACAUGUGAUGUCACCAUACGAGACGUUUCUCAAUCAGGCCAGAUGGUUUACAACAACAUUUACAACAACAUUAAAUUACAUUUAUAUAGCCCAUUUGUGUCUGGCCGGCCAGACCUAGCUAUCUGGCCAGCUGGCCGAACCUACCUAUCUGGCAGGCCGGACCUACCUAUCUGGCAGGCUGGCCGGACCUAUCAUGAGAUUUAUAGAUUUGUGUAUAAGCUUUUGUUUGGUCAAACUCUGUGAAAGUAUGGUGGAAAGCCAAGUAUGCUUUUAGGGGCGAAUCCUAACUUCCACUUACGUCAAAUUUUCACUUGGUCUCCCAUAGAUUUCAAUGCAUGACUAAAUUCAAUUUAGGAUUUCGCUCUUUAGAUUCCUACCAGGAAGUAAACUGACUUUCUUAUUGAACUUUUCUUGGAGAUAGAGAAUGGACACAAAGGAGUUAAAGUGAGCCGAGGCCUUUUGUGUUUGACAGCCCAUGCAGUGUUCUGUGAGUAUAUAUGGACUGUGUUUAGCUUGAGCUCUUUGACAGCGCUGCUCUGGCAAACAUUAGAGCAGAGAGAGAGACGAGGGGCCUGAAAGAGGGAACCAGAAGGACUGUGGGCCCAGAGCCGCGCAACACACACACACACACACACAAAAGUAAAUUACAGUAAUACCCAAACACAGAACCACUCCAGAAACCAAACAGAGAUCGAUAUAGUAGGCACAGACUGCGUCCCAAAUGGCACCGUAUUCCCUAUAUAAUGUACGACUGUUCACCAAGGCCUGUAGGGCUCUGGUCAAAAGUAGUGCAGUAUAUAGGAAAUACGGUGCCAUUUGGGACACAAUCACAGACCCCAUUUUUCCAGUCUCUCUCUCCGGGGAGACAGCUCAGAUUGCAAACAAACAACAUAUGGAGUGCAUUUUAAUACCAGAAGCACAGUGUGCCAGAUAUGUAAAACAAACACAGGGAUUUUUUCAGAUGCCUUCAGUUCUCUGUCAGACAAGGUUUCCAAACAAAUGGAAGCAUUUUUAUUUGCCCCCUAACUUUCUGUUUCCAGCUCUGGAGCCCAGGAAUCUACAAACUGGAAUGCUCAUUUAAACACAGAACAAUAAACAAGUCAGUGGUUUGAGGUCCAGGCAGAAGGCCUCUGUCUCAUGUUUAUUCUGAUAAAGCUAUGCUAAUUGCUUGCAGAUAACAGAGAGUGGAGAGCUAUAUUGAGAAGCCUCAGUUCAGGUCUUUCCAUUUGAGACACUCUGUGCUGGAUCAGGUGCUUUGAUUGGCUGACUCAAAGGAGUUGAGUCCUUGUGUGUUAGGCGACUGUUACGUUCACUUAAAAACAAAUGUCAGUGAAGUGAUAAUCACCACAUGGGACAAGCAGCAGCACUGGGAGAACUGACGAUUUUCAUUUAUACAUCAGUCUGUUACCAGAUUGAGCCGCUGGCCUCUAGAUAACAAAAAACCUUGAAUAAAAUGCAGUGGCACAAAAUAAUGUAGCUAAAAUCCAAUUAUUGUGAUGUAUUGCAUCAAACCUUAACUCUCACUCUUUUUCCCUCUCUCCCCUCCCUCUCUCUCUCCCCCUCCCUCACUCUCUCCCCUCCCUCUCUCUCUCCCCCUCCCUCACUCACAUCUGUAUUUUUUCUUCUCGCCCCCUCCCACGUCUCUCUCCCUCUCUCUCUGUCUGUCUUUCUCUCUCCCCCUUUCUCCUCCACCCCUCUCCCUUUCUUUCACUUCCCUCCCUCUUCUCCCCUCACCUCCCUAUCCAGGUGAUACAGCUGGGCGACAGCAGGCCCAGAAGCCCCAACCCCCACCCUCAGAGAACAGCAGUGCGGCCCACAGUAUUGGCAGCACACAAAGCACGCCCUGUUCAAGCAGCAGUACAGCAUAG
Messenger RNA from Coregonus sp. 'balchen', 11189 nucleotides. The record is from the annotation of a GenBank genome assembly. Lineage: Eukaryota; Metazoa; Chordata; Actinopteri; Salmoniformes; Salmonidae.